Rhodamnia argentea is the source of this 1517-nucleotide messenger RNA. RefSeq names its product cytochrome c-type biogenesis ccda-like chloroplastic protein. The coding region runs from base 116 to 1216 and encodes 366 amino acids. Gene Ontology annotation, biological process: cytochrome complex assembly. NCBI's taxonomy places the organism in Eukaryota, Viridiplantae, Streptophyta, Magnoliopsida, Myrtales, Myrtaceae. The transcript has 12 exons. The record is from RefSeq and is a predicted model, not a curated record. Gene Ontology annotation, cellular component: membrane.
GAGUUGCCGAGACGUAAAAAUAUCUCCCGCUCUCUGCUCUCUCUCUCUCUCCCGUACUUCAGGAGCCCCAUUUCGCGAAUCGAAGAAGAAGCAGCAGCAGCAGCAGAAGAUUCUGAUGGAUUUUGCGAUGAACGGUUUGAGCAGUAGCUACUGUUUGAGCUCCUGCAGAAUUCUAAACCACAAGCCUUGCCGAAACAGCUCUAAUGGGAAUCGUAGCGCUACGGUCAAAAUGGUUAGGAGAUCUUCAGUACCUACGAAGCAUCAUCAAGAUAGUGCUCGUUCUUCUGGAGCUAGUGGUCUCACCAAGUUCGAGAAGAAGACAUUUCUCUGUUCCAUCACAGUGGCAAAUUUGAUUGCAGUAGACGUGGCAAAGGCAUUGAGCACUGAGAAUGUAAUGAAUUAUUUUGCUUCGGGUCAGGAAGUGGCUGCUCCAUUUUGUACGAUAGCUGAUGGAAAUCUUGGAGAUUGGUUUGGAGGCUUCCUUUAUUCAGCUGGACAACAGGCCAAUGAAGCUGUUCAAGAUCAGCUUUCUGCACUCAGUUUUACUAGUUUGGCAGUUAUAUUUGGGGCAGGGCUUGUGACCAGCCUCUCACCAUGUACAUUGAGUGUAUUACCACUGACUCUCGGUUACAUAGGAGCAUUUGGUUCCGGAAAAAGCAGGACAGAGGUCAUUGGGGAUUCAAUUGCAUUUGCGUUAGGACUAGCUACGACGCUGGCGCUUCUCGGAGUUGGUGCCUCAUUUGCUGGAAAGGCAUAUGGCCAGAUAGGGCAGGGAUUACCCCUGGCUGCUUCUGCUCUAGCUGUUAUUAUGGGUCUAAAUCUCCUUGAGAUAAUCGAGUUUCAGCUUCCGUCAUUCUUCAACAAUUUUGAUCCCCGUGCUGUUGCUGCCAAUUUCCCAUCAAGUGUGCAAGCAUAUUUAGCGGGGCUUACGUUUGCAUUAGCAGCUUCUCCUUGCAGUACACCUGUUCUUGCCACUCUUUUGGGAUAUGUUGCUGCAUCUAAGGAUCCGGUAAUUGGGGGAAGUUUACUUCUAACAUAUACAACUGGUUAUGUGGCUCCUUUACUUCUUGCUGCUUCUUUUGCCGGAGCAUUGCAGAGCCUGCUUUCAUUCCGCAAGUUCUCGGCAUGGAUCAAUCCCGUGAGUGGUGCACUUCUCUUGGGAGGGGGCAUUUACACAUUUCUAGAUAGGCUUUUCCCGCCAACAAUGGCAAUGUAGACAGUAAAUAAUUGUCAUGAACGGGUAAAAAGGAUGUAAUGACAAAUGAUUGCCGUUUUCACUGCUUUUGAUUCUUUUGUGCUUUGUUUGUAAAAUUGAUUUCCCCUUCUGUUCCAUUAAUAGUUCUCAGGAUAGACAAUUGAGGAACAUCUCUUCGAUAUGAUUUGCGCUCGCUGUGACACUCAGGGACCUGCUUUCUGCCCUCUUCCUAUCUUUUGUUUUUUUGUUUUUUUGUUUUUUGUACUUGAGUAUUGCAAUUAAGACUUGAAUGAUGUCAAUGUCCUUAGUUUUCCGGCAAUAA